This is a messenger RNA of Rhizoctonia solani, 1746 nucleotides long. RefSeq names its product alpha/beta hydrolase family protein. The record is from RefSeq and is a predicted model, not a curated record. NCBI's taxonomy places the organism in Eukaryota, Fungi, Basidiomycota, Agaricomycetes, Cantharellales, Ceratobasidiaceae. The transcript is spliced from 15 exons. The coding region runs from base 1 to 1746 and encodes 581 amino acids.
AUGUCUACAUUGAAAUCGAAGUGGACUCUAUGGUCAAAUAUCCUCCUGUCAUCGAAUAUUUCUUGGUUCGAUUGUCCCGACAGUCCCACAACUCAAUGUGCGUUUUUUGAAACUCCUAUGGACUACUCGAACCCUAACAAUAACUCCACGGUAUCAAUAUUCCUGCGCAAGUUGCCAGCCAAGGUUCCCGCGGACCAACGUUUGGGUACAAUUCUGACUAACCCAGGGGGGCCUGGCGGGUCAGGCAGUGCAUUCGUUGCUUCCGGGGGCGAAGAGUUGAGUACCAUUGUUGAAGGAAGGUACGACAUAAUUGGAUUUGAUCCUCGUGGUGUCAACUUGACAGGCCCUUCAACUGCCUGCUUCAAUGUUGAAACCAAAUUCUUACUUCGGGAAUAUCAACUGAGACUGCAGGGCGCACCCUUUCCGCCACUAGACAAUACCACUCAGCGCGAGCAUAUAAGACGACUUAGCGCUCUUCAGGCCGGGCACGAUGACGCCUGUGAAAGAAAUGGGAAUCAGAAUGUGCUCGAAUCAGUUGGAACUGUUGCUGUCGCGAGGGACAUGGCUGCGAUUACAGAAGCACUCGGUGAGGACGGAUUAAAUUUCUGGGGUUAUUCAUACGGAACUAUCCUUGGGGCUAUUUUUGCUGCUAUCAAGCCCAAUCUCGUCAAACGAAUGGUAUUGGAUGGGGUUUCCGACUCGGAAUCGUACUUCAACGAUAUCUUACAAUGGGGCCGAGAUGGCAUGCAGAAUACCAACAAGACCCUGACCGGUUUUCUGUCAACUUGCAUCGAGGCCGGACCAAACUUUUGUACUAUGGCUGUGCCGCCUAUUGGAACAAACGAAACCCAAACAGUAGAAACCCUCCGAAAGCGCUUAGACUCAUUGUACUCAAAACUCGCCCAAGAACCGUUAAUCAUUGCCGAUUCAAGAGCGGCAGGAUCCGGGUUCCUGAAGGCGUCUGAUAUUCAGUACUUGAUUCUCUCUGUGCUAUACGAUCCCACUUCUUGGAGGACUCUGGCAGACGUGCUGGUCCAGGUUGAACGUGGUAAUGGUGCUAACGCAUAUAAUGCUCUUUAUGGUGGUUUCUCGCAAAUCAUACCCAGGUCGUAUAGUGAGAACAUCUAUAAUCGUUCCAUGCAAUCCUAUGGCACUUCAGAAUCAUUGUAUCCUGUUUUAUGUGGGGACUCUUCAUACCUCAACAUUACCAAUGAUAGAUAUAGCAAUUAUAUUCGCGAGUUAGGACGGAUCAGUCCAGCAGGGGAACAGUGGGCUCUCACCGUAGGCGGUUGUCGCGAAUGGUCUUUCCGCGCGCGGGAGCGUUAUACGGGCCCUUGGAGUGUGAAAGAUGGACUAAAGAAAACAAGGUUCCCUAUUCUGUUUGUGAGCUUGGAUGCAGAUCCGGUUACCCCACUCCCAUCGGCUGUCAAGAUGAGUCGUGCAUUUGGGAAUGAAUCGGCCACGCUCCUGGUUCAGCAAGGUUAUGGACAUUGCUCGAUCGCUCACCCUUCAUUAUGUACCGCACGGAAUAUCCGCGAUUACUUCGUGAGCGGGAAGGUUCCUAAUAAUGGAACCUAUUGUACCCCAGAACCGGGAUACAUCUAUCCCAACGUCAACAAGACCGAAGAGAGACGAUCUUUGAGUAAAAGGGAUGAAGAUCUAUUGGGGGCUAUAUCCAGGCUUAGGGAUGCAAGAACCAAGACGCAGUUUUCCGGACUUGAUGCUGCCACCGCUUCAACGACGUGA